AUGUUUUACUCCUCAGAAUUUUGCGAUCAAGUGUAUUCGUGGCUCUUGAAGCUGGCUUCGAAUGGUUGUAGAUUCAGAGUCCUUAUUGGCGAUCCCGGAAGAAACUUCUUAGAUGAGCAUCAUCAUCUUUUGGAAAAGUGCAAAGUUGUCUUCACUCUAGACUACCCGAAAGAGAUUCAGCAAGAAUAUCCUGGCUUUCACACUGGAACUGUUUACGAGCUGGCGCACACUGACCUCAUUUGA
Molecule: messenger RNA, 243 nt
Organism: Oikopleura dioica
Lineage: Eukaryota; Metazoa; Chordata; Appendicularia; Copelata; Oikopleuridae
Source: the annotation of a GenBank genome assembly